Messenger RNA from Ctenopharyngodon idella (grass carp), 753 nucleotides. RefSeq names its product coiled-coil-helix-coiled-coil-helix domain-containing protein 5. The coding region runs from base 161 to 481 and encodes 106 amino acids. The transcript is spliced from 4 exons. NCBI's taxonomy places the organism in Eukaryota, Metazoa, Chordata, Actinopteri, Cypriniformes, Xenocyprididae. The record is from RefSeq and is a predicted model, not a curated record.
CAUUUUUUCACCCUACCAGCCAAAAGACCAAUAGAAUCAGGGUAAGUGUAAAAGUUGGCCAAUCGAGUUCCUCCGGCGGGAGCGCGGACGUUCUCUUUGCACAUGUGCGUGAUGUGCCGUCGAGAGUAACCUUCAGGAGAGUGAAAAAUAGGUGUUCAACAUGGAGGCAGCAAUGGCCAUCACAACCAAAUACUGCCAGAAGGAGCUGGAGGAAUAUGGUGGCUGUGUUGUGUCUCAUCCAGCAUCAUGGCAAGAGAAGUGUCUAGACCUGAAGCUGAAGGUGGCACAGUGCACUUCAUCACAUCCAGUGAUAAGGAAGAUCCGAACAGACUGUGCCGGUGAGUUUUCAGUGUUUGAACGCUGUCUGCGAGAGAACCAGAGCUCUGCCGAAGCGUGUCAGCCUCACCUCACCCGUUUCCUUUCCUGUGUUGAGACCGUCGACCUGUCAGGAAUAGCAAAUGCUGCGCCUCUGCCCACAUAGAUGUUUUUGUUAUUGUUCUGUCUAAUGAGGACAAUAGCACAGGUGUUUUAUACUCAAUACUGGGAAGAUACGGAUUAUGGAAAUAUUAUCUUUUGAAGAACUGCAACACACACACAAAAACAAGAACAGACAUAAAUCUUUUGCACACCUUUUUUUUCAAACUGUUUAAUGUGAUAUUUGAUUUGUUUUGUUUUUGGAACUUUUCAUACUAUUUAUGAGAGAAAUCAUUUUUAAAAGUUUCCAUGAUAUUAAAACAUGAAGUCGCAAUAAAA